AUGUUUGAGUUCAUUUAUAAUUACGUCGACAAAGAAGAGUUCACCAAGUACCUUCGUUUGACAAUUGUGAUAAGUUUUUAUUUCUUUUGUCGCCACUACUACACCAAAUGGGCCACUCAACAUCAGAUCAAGAGACAAAUAGCCAUGGAUAACCAAGAGAAGUUGGAAAAACCAGAAAGAGAAAAGAAAGAAAGAGAAGCAGAACAAAAACGGUUAGAAGAUGAAGCAGCCUCAUUUGGAUGGGGUAAGAAAACCAGAAGGAAUCUUAAAGUCUCGGAAGCGGUUUUGAAUGACCAGUUAAUGCAAGUGAGAGAAAGACAUCAAUCAGCAUAUGAUGCAGCUGAAGAUCAUGAUAUCGAAGACUUGUUGGAAGAGUAA
Molecule: messenger RNA, 378 nt
Organism: Lizanozyma spartinae
Lineage: Eukaryota; Fungi; Ascomycota; Pichiomycetes; Serinales; Debaryomycetaceae
Exons: 1
Coding region: 1-378 (125 amino acids)
Biological process (GO): protein transport
Source: RefSeq, a predicted model, not a curated record